Ilyonectria robusta is the source of this 760-nucleotide messenger RNA. Its product is annotated as Longin-like domain-containing protein. The record is from RefSeq and is a predicted model, not a curated record. Lineage: Eukaryota; Fungi; Ascomycota; Sordariomycetes; Hypocreales; Nectriaceae. The coding region runs from base 71 to 631 and encodes 186 amino acids. Gene Ontology annotation, biological process: endoplasmic reticulum to Golgi vesicle-mediated transport. The transcript is spliced from 2 exons. Gene Ontology annotation, cellular component: nucleus; TRAPP complex; cytoplasm.
AGUGCCAACUACAACUCCAGCGCCGAGCUCCCACCACGAAACAACACUUCUUCCUCCACCUCCCGCAACCAUGGCCACCGCGAUACCCUCAAUCGCUUGCUUAGGCAUCAUCGGCCGCAAUAACAACCCCCUCCACAUCUCCAUCUUCCCCUCGCACGACCCAGCGACCAACACCUUCGCCCCGAUCCGGACGUCGCUGCAGUUCUCCCUCCUCCUCUCCUCCUCCAUCGACGUCUUCGACUUGCGCGCCAAGCACAACGCCGUCUCGGGUGUCGGCCUCUCGGGCGACUUCGGCCUGCUGCACGCCGUCGACGACCGCCUCGCCGCGUACGGCUUCGAGACCAACACGGGCGUCCGCAUGGUCUGCGUCGUCGACAUGCGCGGCCGCCGCGUCGACAGCUCGGCUGCGGGCUCCCGCGGCGUGGGCACCGGCCUGCGCGACGCGGAGCUCAAGCCCGUGUUCCGCGCCAUGCAGAACGCCUAUGUGCAUCUCCUGCAGAACCCCUUCUACGACCCGGACGAGCAUGCGCCCCUUGGGAGCAUGGGCGGCAAGAAGAUUACGAGUCGCAAGUUUUCCGACGACAUGAAGAGGAUAGGAGAGGGCUGGACGCCGGGGGUAGCAAACCUCUGAGCGGAAGCACGAUGGAUCAUGACAGCAUAUAUGGCGUUUGGAGUAUGGCAUAAUAGGAUAUCCGGUCAGAGACUUUAAUGCUCACCCUUUAGACAGCCGCUUUCAAGCAAUGGCACAUUUCGUUUCAUU